This is a messenger RNA of Panonychus citri (citrus red mite), 2219 nucleotides long. Its product is annotated as alpha-amylase-like. Gene Ontology annotation, biological process: carbohydrate metabolic process. The transcript is spliced from 7 exons. Bases 36 to 1772 code for a protein of 578 amino acids. Gene Ontology annotation, molecular function: cation binding; alpha-amylase activity. NCBI's taxonomy places the organism in Eukaryota, Metazoa, Arthropoda, Arachnida, Trombidiformes, Tetranychidae. The record is from RefSeq and is a predicted model, not a curated record.
AAUUGAUUGUAAAAGUUUCAGUUUCAAUUUCAAUCAUGGCAACAUCGGUGUUUCCUUUAAUUGUGCUUAAUUUAGUUUUACUUAUUUCCCGAGCUCCCGGUUUAUCAGCGGGUGGUUCUUACUCGGACUUGCAUCCGACCUCACCUGAGCGGUCGGUUAUUGCCAACCUGUUUGAAUGGCGUUUCGAUGAUAUUGCCGAUGAAUGUGAACAGUUUUUAGGUCCAGCGGGUUACGCUGCCGUUCAGACUUCACCCGUUUUCGAGUACGCAGUUAUAUCCGCACCUUGGUAUGAACCCGCUGCGAUCCGACCUUGGUAUGAACGAUAUCAACCGGUCAGUUAUAAGAUCGCCUCUCGAAGUGGUGAUGAAAAUGCUUUCAAAUCGAUGGUUGAUCGAUGUAACAAAGCUGGAGUUCGUGUUGUCGUUGACCUGGUUCUUAACCAUAUGACCGGUGAAUUGGAUGGUGUCGGCUCGGGAGGGUCAAGUUUCCAAGGUCAAUCGGGUAAAUCAUAUCCAGGUGUACCUUUUGAUGCCUCAAACUUUAAUUCAAAGGAAAAAUGUAACUCUGGUGAUGGACAAAUUCACGAUUACGGUAAUCCCUCUCAGGUCAGAAACUGUGAACUCUCCGGUCUUCAUGAUUUAGAUACUGGUAGUGAAUAUGUCAGGUCAAAACAACGUGAUGCCGUUAAUCAUCUUAUCGAUAUUGGUAUUGCUGGUUUCCGAAUGGAUGCAUCUAAACACAUGUGGCCUGCCGAUAUUCAGGCCAUUUUUGACGGAGUUCACGAUUUAAAUACUGCUUACUUUCCCUCUGGAAGUCGACCGAUAAUCUUUCAUGAAGUAAUGCCUGGUGGGGCCGUUUCAAUGGCUGAAUACACUCCCUUAGGUCGAGUGUUAGAGUUUAACUAUCGAUCAUCAAUUCGUGAUGUGUUCAGAGGUUAUGGUCAAAAAUUGAAGUACCUGAAAAACUUUGGUGAAGGCUGGUCAUUUGUCAAGAGCGGUGAUGCCGUUCCUAUGGUGGACAAUCACGAUCUCCAACGAUCAGAGCCAGUGAGAGGUUGUAACUUCCGUUCAUCCCGAGCCUACAAACUCGCAACCGCCUUCAUGUUGUCUUGGCCUUACGGUCUUCCAAAUGUCAUGAGUAGUUACGAUUGGCCACUAAGCUUAGAUGGUGAUAAUGAUAGAAAUAAAUUCAUGGGCCCUCCAGCUGAUGAUCAACAAAACAUCAAACGUGUAGUCAAGAAAGACGGUGGAUGUGAAGCCCCUUGGGUUUGUGAACACAGAUUCAAAGCGAUCGCUAACAUGGUCACCUUUAGAGCUGUGGCCGGAGAUGAGCCCGUCGCUAAUUGGUACGAUAACGAUAACAAUUUAAUUGCCUUCAGUCGAGGGUCAAAGGCUUUUAUUGUGAUUAACAAUGAAGGUAAAACAAUUACAUCAACUUUUCAAACUGGAUUACCUGAAGGAGUUUAUUGUGAUAUCAUUAACGGUUCUGGUAAAGGUGGUCAGUGUACUGGUAAAUCAAUUAACGUUGCCGCUGACGGAACUGCAACAAUUGAAAUCCAAGGUGACAUUGAUGCUCCAAUGGUCGCUUUCCAUGUUGAACCAAAGUCAUCACCAAACCCACAACCACAACCACAACCACAACCUCAACCUCAGCCUCAACCAAACCCAACACCAGUAAUUAAGCCAACUGAUGGUUCAUUAGAUGACCAAAAGACUCUUGACCAUUGUGCCUUAUGUGUUAAAUCAUUAAAUCAACGAAAAGUUGAAUUAUAAUUGAAGAUGAUCUAAAAUCAAAUCACCAAACGAGAAAAAAAAACAAUUAAAUCAACCAAAUUGUUUCUUGACAACUUAACAAAAAUUAACUAUCGAUUCCAUUGGAUACAAUUAAGUAAAUUAACUUAUCCCGAAAGGGAAACAAUUAGUAAAUCAUCAAUUACCAAUUGUAAUACUUUUCAUAUCCAAAAAUAAACAAAAAAAACAUUUCCAACUCAAAAUUCACCUUAAAUUUAAUCACAACCAAAUCAACUCAGCUAAACCCCUCCAAGCAAUCAACUAAUUGCUAAGUAUGAACUACAAUACAAUUGAAAAUCAGUGUUGAUUACCAGACAAUUACGAUGACAAUGAUAAUCAAACCAAAUGAACCGUUAACCCAAACCUUAAAAUGCCAACAUGUAAAUAUUUUCAUGUCAAGUGAUUAAAGUUUAUUGUUUAUACGAGUAA